CAUCUGUGUUGAUCGGAGAUGCGCAAAACUUGCUUGCUUUUUAACUCUUUUCGUUGGAGAUAUAGAGCAAAACAGACAGGCUACUGUGUCUAAAAUGUAAGUCAAGUAAUAUUAACUUUUUCUUUUGACAUUUACAAUGUCAUGUUCGGGAAAACAGCCCUCUUCUUCCUCUGAUAUUGCUUAACUUGUAAAACCACGAACUCAUGGCCUACAUACAAAAGUCACUGACACUUGGUGAGGAAACGGACGUGAGGCCUGAGAACAUUGGCAGUAAUCAUGUUAAAACCGUUACAAGUAGCCUAUAUCUGUGCGAAACAAACAUUCAUACAAACUUACCCGUGUUUAUUCAGAAAUUAAUAAACGUGGAAGAUAUUUCAGUACCAAGUGUAACAGUCCAAAGAUUUGACACAUGACAAUGAUUUUUAAUGUUAAUUUCUGUUUAACUUUGAUAUUACUUUUCUAUUUACCCUAUAACAACCAUAUGAAAAUGAGAAAAAAAAAUUCUGCAGGGGUUUUGUAUUGUUUGUUUGUUUUUCCCUUUCCUGAAACACCCCUGAAAACAAUUUGCACGGAUCGGGUAAGUUUAUUUUGCAUGCAACGUGAUUGCAUGAAUGCUAUUAUGCAGCUUUUAUUUAAAAUAAUGUUAUAUGCUUGUUAGUGGGUUAGGAGGACACUUUAAGGAAAUUGGCAAAAACAUUUGACCGCACGUGACUGUGCUCAACAACUGCGAUGAACUGCUGAAGGGGUGGAACUGAAACCAUUUUAUUCUUUUACAAACAAGCAAGUAAUGCUGAUGAAUCUGCGAAAUCAUUGUCGAAUAGGGGAAGCUGGUUAACUUGUUUCACAAUGAAAAAUUCCUGUUUUCAUAAACAUCUCUCUGAGGUUUUUGUAAGUCACUUUUGAGGCAGUUACAAAACCACUCAUCUCUUAAACUCACAAUAAAGGGAAGUGUGUAAGAAAGAAUUUCUGUUACACUGAUUCAGCCAUGAAUCUGAUCUUGUGGGGGAUUGUGCUCCUUGGGAUUUAUGUCCAGCAAUCAGUUUCAGAGAUGGUGGACUGUUUUUCAUCAUUUAAACCGUCCACUGGGAAAUGUAGUGAUCUUUUGGGUCAAGUUAAAAAAAACGACUGUUGCUUGAACACCAACUACGGCUACAAAGAAGCAGAUGGUGUUUGUAAGUCCUGUGGGCGGCCAUCAUGGACUGAAUGGACUCGCUGGGGCGAGUGCUCGGUGAGUUGUACAGAGGGAGUCAGCCAAAGGCGACGAUCUUGUUAUGGAAUUGCUGCUUGCGCAGAUCCUGAAAAUCUAGGAACAAUUCAAACUAAACCAUGUGUGAAAAAAGAAUGCUGUCCAGUGGAAGGUGGCUGGUCAGAGUGGGCGAAAUGGCAGCUAUGUUCAGUCACAUGUGGCGAUGGACUGAAAAAGAGGCGAAGAACAUGUUCUGAACCCAUUCCAGAAUGUGGGGGCUCCUGUAGCGGUGCAGAGGAAGAAACCACCAAUUGCGCCACUGAAGUAAUCUGUCCGACACAUGGCGGGUGGUCCGGUUGGGGAAAUUGGGGUCCCUGUCCAGUUACUUGUCUUUAUGAAGGACGCAAUCCUGAAAUAGAGAUUCGUACAAGGACAUGCACUAACCCUCCUCCAUCUGUGGUUCCACGUGGCAAUGACUGCGAAGGCUCCAACACAGACGGCCGUCCUUGCAGUGGACUACCUUUCUGCCCAGCUGAUGGAAACUGGGGAGCCUGGACAGGUUCCACACCCUGCUCUGUGACGUGUGGAGUGGGCCAGCAGACUCAAAGACGGAUGUGUGAUUCUCCUAAACCUGCACAUGGUGGAAGACGGUGUCAAGGUGAAGAGCAAAAAACUGGUGUCUGCAUCGUUGCUGUCCCCUGUCCGGUAAAUGGGAUGUGGACCGAAUGGAGUGAGUGGAGUCAAUGUAGACAACCUAGCACUAGAAAAAUUAAAUGCAAUACCAGGGAGGGAACCCGAAGGAGAGAGAGGGACUGUGUUGAUAGAAGACACAAUGGAAGCCUCUGUGAAGGAGAGAUUAUUCAACAUGGCAACUGCUAUGACAUUAACGACUGUGACAUGAAGGGCGUCUUGUCAGAGUGGAGUGAGUGGAGUUUUUGCAAACCUGCCUGUGGGCAAAACUCUGAACAAACAAGAGAAAUAAAUUGUGUUGGUGACAUCUCUAAAUACCGUUCCCAAGACCGUGAUAUUUUUGCAGGGGAUCCAAAUGUUAACUGUCAGGGUUUGGAACAACAAAUAGAAAGAAGAACAUGUAAAAACGUUCCUGAAUGCCAGAAUGAGAAUGAAUGAGCAGUCUCCAGAGUAGCUGUUGAAGACAAGAUGACCAGCUGCCUUACACAGUAAACUCACCAGCAGCUGGAAGGACCUCAACAUGCCAAGCUGUUCUCUUAUGAAAUGUGCUAUUAAAAGAAAAACACUUGCUUUAUUAGCUUUUGUGAUAUGGAUUGAAUUGAUUGUUGAUUGAUGCACACCUUUGUAAACUGCUUUGCUGUCACAAUAAAGUUUUAGAGGAAAGUAA
Molecule: messenger RNA, 2543 nt
Organism: Onychostoma macrolepis
Lineage: Eukaryota; Metazoa; Chordata; Actinopteri; Cypriniformes; Cyprinidae
Product: properdin-like
Exons: 11
Coding region: 986-2314 (442 amino acids)
Source: RefSeq, a predicted model, not a curated record